GUAAAAAUAAAACAGCAGAACGAUGAACGAUGACUGAGAGCUACACUAUCGUGCUAGGGCUACAGGGGUCUGUAUGACCUCCAGAGGGCGACAAAACGCCGAGUUCAUCAUCUCAUCAUCAGAGGCGGAGAUGCAGAGGAAGAAGCUGUCAAAACACUGCGAGGCCGAUUGAGAGUCGGCUUUUCAACAUGAAUUGGUUUGGUUCCAAAUUUGCACCUUAUUUUCCGCACUUAUGUUGUUAAGGAGAAUGUAAACCUCAGCAAUGUCUCAGCCUGAGCAUCUCAACGCAAGCCCCUGGGGCUUGUCUGAGUUAUUGGUCCAGAAGAGGCUGCUUGGUUUUGGGGCACUGCUGGCCUGGAUGGUCUUGUUCCACCUUCUGGUCAACGUUUGGCUCCUCUGUGUUUUCACAAGCCUCUUAGUGGUCUUAGGUGGUUGGCUGGGUUCUCAGGCUGUCCUUGUCUCAGACAGCGUUGUUCAUCUGGAGCGCUUUAUUAAGCUGGAAGAGAUCCAAGGUAGUGCUGAGAGUGAACAACAACUGGAAGAUGAAAUACAAAAGACAGUCGGUAAAAUCAUACGUGACUUUGUCACCUCAUGGUACAGUACUGUUUCCUUAGAGCAAGAGUUUGAGGAUGAGGUUCACAAUGCCAUGAUCUCUAUGGCCAUGGAGCUGAAGGGUCGGGCAUCAAGGGUUGACAGGAAAGCUUUGUCCCAGAGGGUGUUAGAUCUCUCUGGAUGCCAUCUUCAAGGCUACUUGAGUGCCAAGGAAAAACAAGAGGUGGACAAAGAUGGAGAUCUCUGGGGGAUGUACAGCAAACUCUGUUCUCCGCAUCCUGCUCUUCAGAGCGCUGCUGUCGAAGUGAACUACGUACGGGCCAUUGUAGAUCUCCUUCUACAUGUUCUUGUACCUCCUCCACAUUUAGAAACACGAACAGGUCGAUUUGUGGUGGGCGAACUUAUAACAUGCAACGUUAUUCUGCCUUUAAUGGCAAAACUAUCCGAUCCAGAUUGGCUAAAUCUUUUGAUUGUAAGCAUUUUCUCCCAAUCCAGUGAACCCGCUCCAGAACCAGAACUAAUAGAAAUUCAGUCUCCACCACGUGUUGUAUCUGCUCAAGAAAAUGCACAGCAAGAACUUGCAGUUCCUUGCGUUUUGACCCUAAAAGUUACUCCAGACACACCCACCAUAACAGAGGCCUCAACGCCGGAACUUGCGGCUUAUGAUGUCAUUGAUUCCGCAGAACUUUUUUCGCCACACAACCUGGAAGAAGAUGAAUCUCGGACAACCAAGCCAUUUCCUUUGGGUUUUAGUCCCAGGGAUUACCUGCGCCUCAGCAAGCCCAAUCCAUUCUAUCAAGAAACCGACUCUGAUUUGGAAUCUCCUCUAAUGGACUUUAAGCGGGGCUCCUUGGAAUCAUUGGUUCUAAUUGGCACAGAGGAGACCCUUUCAGAAAGACUUACCGAAUGCAUCACUCCAGUUGACCCUUUGUUAGACCUUGAGGAUGAACUUCCAACUUACACCAAUACGACAGAGAAGGAGCUAUCAGCGGCACAUUCUGGCAGUGUCCCAGAGGAAGAGUCAUCGAGUUUUUGUACUCUUCAGCCAUCCGAGAAGAGCAACUCGAGUGUAGACCAGCCCGGCCUGUUAAAUCCUGGUGAACUGGCUUUGAAUACACCCAUCCAGGUCACUUCACCAGGUGGGAUGGCGUCUCUGGCACCUUUCAACUUCGAGCCCCUCAGUAGUCCAGAGGGUCCGGUUAUUAUCCAGAACCUCCGCAUCACUGGUACCAUCACUGCCAAGGAACACAGAGGCACUGGAUCCCAUCCCUACACUCUCUACACUGUAAAGUAUGAAACAGCCAUGGAUUCAGAGAAUCCAGAAUCAUUGCAGCCUUUGGCUUAUCACACUGUGAACAGACGCUACAGCGAAUUCCUCAACCUUCAGACUCGUUUGGAGGAGAAACCAGAAUUACGCAAAAUUCUUAAAAAUGUGAAAGGGCCAAAGAAAAUCUUUCCUGAACUUCCAUUUGGAAACAUGGACAGUGACAAAGUGGAGGCCAGGAAAGGUCUGUUAGAAACAUUCCUUAGACAACUUUGUGCCAUUCCUGAAACCGCCAACAGUGAAGAAAUGCAAGAAUUCCUUGCUCUAAACACAGAUGCAAGAAUUGCGUUUGUUAAGAAACCUUUCAUUGUCUCACGCAUAGACAAGAUUGUGGUAAAUGCCAUAGUGGACACACUGAAGACAGCCUUCCCUCGCUCAGAACCACAAAGCCCUACUGAUGACAUUGAUGGAGAGCCUGAUGGGAAACUGUCCACUGACAAGAAGUCCAAGUCUAGAAUGAGGUUCUCUAGUAAAAUCGCACCUGCUCUCAAUGUGUCUGACAUGAAACCCAACGUGCUUUACUGCUUUGAUGAAAGCAGCACUGUUUUCAAUGGCUUCUUGUUGAACGAGCUGGAGAGCUUCAUCUCAGAGAAGGAGCGUUCUGAAGGUAAAGCUCUAGGGUUUGAUGCUGAUGCCGAGAGAAGUGUUGGCUCCGGACCUAAAUCGGAUAUGAAAACCUGUAUGUGUGCCAAACCACAGCUGGAGAAUGCACCUCCCUUCAGUGAAUCUGUUGAGGAGACGGCUCUAUCUAACCAGGCCCUGAAUAUACUGUGCAUGCUAAUGAAGAAUCAGUGGAGCUGGCUUUGCACAGAAAACAUCCAGAAAACCAUCAGAAUGCUGUUCGGGACCCUCAUAGAAAGGUGGCUGGAGGUGGGUGUGGGGAACCUGACCUGUACACAGUAUUGGGUGGUUUACCUGCGGGUUCUGCAGGAGGCAAUCUGGCCUGGAGGAAAUCUGCCAGCUCAACCUCGACCACAGCGCAGCCAGCAGCAGAAAGACCACAGCAGAAAGCAGGCUCUGCAGUGCCUCAUGAAGCUCAUGCCAGAUCUGAUCUCUGAUAUGCUGGGCUCUGAGAAGUACAAGAUUUUUUGGCAGACGGUUGUGGAUUCUUUUCAGGACCCCACUGUAAACAGGCAUCUUGUAUACUGCAUCUGGGAUCUGCUAAUCGAGUUUCUCGUCCCCGAGGCCUCAGAGGGGGACUUUCAAAAAACACUUCUUCACAGCCUGUCCAAAAACGCAGAGAGGCUUCCGCCAUAGGUGUUGCUGGGCCGGAUGGACACAUAAACACACAUGCAUACACGCCCACAUUCAUAGCAUAUACAGAUAUGUGGUCAGUGCUAAAUGUAAAUAGAGGAAUGUGUGAUCAAGUAAGUGUGGAUUUGGAUUCAGUCAGUGCCUGGCUCCAAUUUGGUUUCUAUGUUUCUGGGACACACUUCCGGGCAAACACUAAUAAAUAGCCACCUGUUUUGUGUUUUAUCAAACCACAAGUCCAAUCUCUAAAGCCCAACAUACCGGAUCUGAAUUAGUCGCAAAUUCUCUAACUUUUAUCCACCUUGUUCCUACUUGAGCUUUGGGCAAGCUCUUACAUAUGGAGACAUUUCUGUGCCGUCUAUUCACGUGUUUCCGGCCUUUCAGUCUUGAUGUGCUUUGAGUUUACACACAUUCUCUCCUUAAUGACAUUGAUACACUUGAUCGUUUUGCUUCAGGUCUUCUUUAGAGAUUCUGUAAACACUGUCUAAGUCUUAUCUCUCCUGCCUUCCAAGAAGGAAAGUCAAUCUUUUCAUCAUAUUCCUCUUAAAGAAUGAAAGUUUCUCACAUCUGCUUCUGCUGUCACAGGAAUGCUGUACGUGCUUUGUGUGCUUUCAGAGCCUUUAAACUUGAUGUCUCUCUUCACAAAUGCUGAUUAAAUGGUUAGACGACCACUUAAAGCCUACAAGCAAAACAAGGUUAUGUUGAUUAACCAAAAAUGGCCAGUUUUCAGAACCCUUGUUUUAAUAUUUAUGAAGUAUGUGUAAAUGUUAUCUGAAAGGGAUAGUUCUCACAAAAGUGACAAAUAUUUUUUCAUUUUGUUCCAGACAUGUGUUGUUUUUUUCUGAGAAAGAUGAAAAAAUUCUAAAGGAACACUCCUUUUUUUGGAAAUAGGCUCAUUUUACAAGUCCCCUACGGUUAAACAGUUGUGUUUUACCAGUUUUGAAUCCCUUCUGCUGUUCUUCGGGUCACAGGAACACUUUUAGCUUAGCUUAGCAUAAAUCACUGAAUAAAACUUUUCAUAUCUUGUCUGUCUUAGUUCACUCAAUAUACAGUUAGUUACUCAAUAUAUAGUUUUUUUCUUCAAAAGAACAAGAGGUGAAAUUAUAGUCCUCAAUAAUUUAUGAAAAUUAGUGUCCAAAAAAAAAAAAAAGACAGGCAAAAUAAAUACCUACAUUUCAUACAUUAAGAUGCAUUAAGAUCUUUAAGACCAAGUAAACAUUAAGACCAAGUAAAAUUAUCAUUUCAUUAAUGAUCAGGAGCCAUGGGCAGUUUUUUCAGUUUGCCUGUUUUGUUGUUGUUGUUGUUUUGUAGUAAAUCACCAAGGACCAAGUCUUCUUUAUUUUUCUUCUGAAAAAACUGACCUACUUCAUUGAUUUCCUGAAGAUGAGUAAAUAAACAGCUAAUUUGA
Danio aesculapii is the source of this 4535-nucleotide messenger RNA. It is a transcript of the gene snx19b, whose product is annotated as sorting nexin 19b. Gene Ontology annotation, molecular function: phosphatidylinositol binding. Gene Ontology annotation, cellular component: intracellular membrane-bounded organelle; early endosome membrane. The transcript is spliced from 12 exons. The record is from RefSeq and is a predicted model, not a curated record. The coding region runs from base 263 to 3133 and encodes 956 amino acids. NCBI's taxonomy places the organism in Eukaryota, Metazoa, Chordata, Actinopteri, Cypriniformes, Danionidae.